Patiria miniata (bat star) is the source of this 2197-nucleotide messenger RNA. RefSeq names its product actin, clone 302-like. The record is from RefSeq and is a predicted model, not a curated record. Bases 282 to 1421 code for a protein of 379 amino acids. The transcript has 6 exons. NCBI's taxonomy places the organism in Eukaryota, Metazoa, Echinodermata, Asteroidea, Valvatida, Asterinidae.
AUCACCAGCAACUGUAUGGACCAUGAGGAAAUACAAAAGGUUGUCGGUGAAUUUUAGAUCCGUGUUUUCGAGUCAGAUGAAUUAUACUAUAAUAGGUCGGGCUUAGUGUUGACCUGAAGCUAUUCCGCCAUUGUUGUCGGUCUCACACAAACCGGAUGUGAAUGAAUUCACCAUUCAUCGAAUUAUAACAACACACGCCAGCCGUCUGUCUGUCUGUCUGUCGGUCGGUCUGGGCUGAGCAGCGGCUAUCUGAUCUAAUCGAGUGCAUCGUGAGGUGAAGGAUGACCGCCAUGCGCACCAUCGUGAUUGACAACGGGGCCUACCUGACCCGCGUGGGCAUCUCCGGGCGUGACGUACCGGAGGAGACUUUCCGGACAGUGGUCGGCCGGAAGAAAGAGGGUACGGAAUCGGCCAGCGGCGCCUCGGACAUCCUGGUUGGGGAGGAUGCCCUCGAAGUCCGGGACGCCCUGAACCUGAGCUACCCGGUAGACAAGUACCGCAUCACCAACAUGGAAGAUUUGGGUCACAUCUGGAGGUUUACCUGCAUGGAUGUUCUGGGCUGUGACUCCCUGGAAGAGUGCCCCAUGCUGCUGACGGAUGGGCCCCUGGAGGCGUCGGAGAGGGCCAAAUCCAGGGCAAGACUCACCGAGAUCAUGUUCGAGAAAUGCAAGGUACCGUCCUUCUACGUCGCCCUGCAACAGUUCCUCGCACUUAUUAGCUUGGACCACACCACGGGACUGGUGGUAGACAUAGGAGAGAGCAUGGCGAGUACCGUCCCCGUCGUAGAUGGCGCUGUGGUCCAAGACGCGAUCCAGACCACGGACGUUGCGUCUGGUCGACAGAUGACAGACCUCCUGAUGAAGAUGCUGAACGAGCGAGAGGGCAUCUCGAUAACUGAUCGCGAGAUUGCAACCGCCAUUAAAGAGAAGCUGAGUUACGUCACCUGUGACUUCGAAGGAGAGUUCAAGUUUGCCGGGUCAGCGACCGAAGAUUACACUCUACCGGACGGACAGGUGAUAGGAGUAGGAACCGAGCGUUUUCAAUGUACGGAGCCGCUUUUCCAACCGUUCCUCUUAGACCCAGAGGGGGUGGGCUCCAACGCCCUUGGCAUCCACCAGAUGGCCCACAAGAGCAUCGAGAGCUGCGUCGAAUCCUCCCGGGCGGACCUCUACAAGUCCAUCGUGACCGCCGGUGGCUCCUCGCUGAUCUCGAACCUCUCCGGCCGCCUGAAGCAAGAGAUGAAGGCCCUCGCCGGGGACGGGACAGAAGUACGGGUGCUGACCCCGCCCACGAGGGCGUUGUCGGCCUGGCUGGGCGGGUCCCUGCUGGCCGAAUGGGAGGGGUUCCCGGAGCUCGUGAUCAGCGCGCAGGAGUACCAGGAAAAGGGUGCGGAAAUCGUCAAUCAGAAGUGUAAGAACUGAUCAGGCACCAACUCUAAUUGCUAAUGUCCAUGCCAAAGUAGUCUAAGCUGGCUGUUACGUUUUUAAUGUGUUUAAUGUGUUCACUGUACGCGAAACUUAAAUUUUGCUUUAGAAAUUUGGGCAAUUCUCAAAAUCUCAGCAUGUAGAACAAAGUGAUAUUCCAAUGGCUUGUCCCCACGUGCUGCAUCUCUUUGGAAUUCCUUGCCUUGUGCUUGUUUCCCUGCAACCUGUCCUGUUUCAAGAGGAAUUUUAAUUCAUUCCUUCAGUUUUCUUGAGUACCUAGCUCUUCUUUUAAUUUAUCUUGUAGCCCUGUACCUGGAGUGGCUCGUACUACUCGUAGCCUUGUUCAGAGAAAAAUAUGCCAGAACCAAAAUACAAGUGGCAAGCUGUGGUAAUAGUUUACGUUUUAACAUCAGGAAGCAGUAUUUCUAAAAACAGCCGCAUCUUGAAAAAAAUUGUAAUUCGAUUUCCUUUAAAUUCCUUCUAUUUCUACUUGGCUAUUAAACUUCUUGCCAAACGAAAUCAUCUAUUAAUUUUUUUUUCAGAUAUUAGAAAGUUAUAAAUGCUAUUGUUGAAUAAUAAAGCAUUAAGUUGUCAUUUUUUUGGGCAAUACUUAUGUCAUACUCGGCCACUGCAGUUUUAAAAGUCCAACAAGUGAAACAAUUGUUUUAUCUUUUCUAUGAAUUGUAUGUAAUGUUUAUAUAGAAAUUGCAAUAAAAAUAUCAAAGGUGGCCAACAACCGUUUGAAACUUUUGAAUGUUUCCAAUUCCAGUGCA